This is a messenger RNA of Pangasianodon hypophthalmus (striped catfish), 5982 nucleotides long. It is a transcript of the gene kif2a, whose product is annotated as kinesin family member 2a. Gene Ontology annotation, molecular function: ATP binding; microtubule binding; microtubule motor activity. Lineage: Eukaryota; Metazoa; Chordata; Actinopteri; Siluriformes; Pangasiidae. The record is from RefSeq and is a predicted model, not a curated record. Bases 139 to 2340 code for a protein of 733 amino acids. Gene Ontology annotation, biological process: microtubule-based movement. The transcript has 21 exons.
ACUGGCACUUUGCCUCUUUUAUUCCUGCCACUGGCCGCCUUCCCGCGUUCGAGCAACACGGAACAAAUGUGAACAUUUCAAACAAAAACACCGGUUUAUUACUCGCGCUCUCUCGCUCGUCCCCGUCUCCGAGGAACCAUGGCGGUAAACUUCGGCAAAAUUGUCGUGGGAAUAUACGUGGAGAUAAAACGGAGUGACGGGCGAAUACAUCAGGCCAUGGUAACGUCUUUAAAUGAAGAUAACGAAAGUGUUACUGUGGAGUGGAUAGAAAAUGGAGACACGAAAGGAAAAGAGAUUGAUCUAGAGUGUAUAUUUUCACUAAACCCAGAUGUUGCUCCAGAGGAGGAGAUUUCUCUGAGCCCGGUAACACCACCUCCACCCACACCUACUUCUGUGAAGGUCAACAAGAUCCCCAAGAAUCGAAGGACUAUUGCUCCUGGAAGGGCUGAGAUCCCAUCCAGAGAUAAUAGAGUCGGAUCAACUCGGGCGCGUCCUGGCCAGCAGCAGCCGGAGUCAGCCCUCCCUCCACCUGCUCAGCAACCAGCCCAACCUACACAGACCCAAACACAGCAGAGCCAGCAACAGCAACAGAAUGCGAGGAGGAAGUCCAACUGUGUGAAGGAGGUUGAGAAACUGCAGGAGAAGAGAGAAAGGCGGCGACUGCAGCAGCAAGAGUUAAGGGAGAAGAGAGCGCAGGAGGUGGACACGACAAUCCCCAACUAUGAAAUAAUGCAGAUGAUCAGAGACUUUAGGGCAAGCCUGGAUUACAGACCACUAACCACGGCUGAUUUGAUUGAAGAGCACAGAAUAUGUGUAUGUGUAAGGAAGCGCCCUCUUAACAAAAAAGAACUCACUGCAAAGGAGCUAGACGUCAUCACCAUCCCUAGUAAAGAUGUUGUCAUGGUCCAUGAGCCUAAGCAGAAAGUGGACCUCACCCGAUACCUAGAGAAUCAAACUUUUCGCUUUGAUUAUGCCUUUGACGACAGUGCAGCAAAUGAAAUGGUUUACAGGUUCACAGCAAGACCUUUGGUGGAAACCAUCUUUGAGAGAGGAAUGGCUACAUGCUUUGCAUAUGGCCAAACUGGAAGUGGAAAAACACAUACCAUGGGUGGAGAUUUUUCAGGAAAGAACCAGGAUUGUUCAAAAGGAAUCUAUGCGUUAGCUGCUCGUGAUGUUUUUCUUAUGCUGAAGAAACCCAACUACAAGAAGUUGGAUCUUCAAGUCUACUCAACCUUUUUUGAAAUUUACAGUGGAAAGGUGUUUGACUUGCUGAACCGUAAAGCAAAGCUGCGUGUACUGGAGGACGGGAAGCAGCAGGUGCAGGUGGUUGGGCUGCAGGAGAGAGAAGUCAGAUGCACUGAAGAUGUCCUCAAGCUCAUUGAGGUUGGAAACAGCUGCAGAACAUCAGGACAGACUUCUGCCAAUGCACACUCGUCCCGUAGCCAUGCUGUCUUCCAGAUUAUUCUGCGCAGGAAGGGGAAGAUGCACGGCAAGUUUUCACUGAUUGACCUGGCAGGAAAUGAGCGUGGUGCUGAUACAUCCAGCGCUGACCGGCAGACACGGCUGGAGGGAGCAGAGAUCAACAAGAGUCUACUUGCACUGAAGGAGUGUAUUAGAGCCCUGGGGCGGAACAAACCGCACACGCCGUUCAGAGCCAGCAAACUUACACAAGUGCUCAGAGACUCGUUCAUCGGAGAGAACUCAAGGACUUGCAUGAUUGCCACCAUUUCUCCAGGAAUGGCUUCCUGUGAAAACACCCUGAACACACUACGAUAUGCCAACAGAGUAAAGGAGUUUGGGAUUAGUCCCUCAGACAUCCCGUUUUCUCAGGGAGGAAGUCGUUCUGGGCUCUCUCCCACUUGCGAAGUUAAGGAGCUGACCGUGGACCCGAACGCCAUGGCUGAAGGAGUCCGUCCCAACAUCAACGCCAUCAACCAGCUGGACAUCAUGGAGGAGGAGUGGGAGCUGAGCAGCUCCCCACAGAGGGAUGACCUCAAGCUGCUCUGUGAACAGAAUGAAGAGGAAGUGUCUCCUCAGCUCUUCACCUUCCAUGAGGUGGUGUCCCAGCUGGUGGAGAUGGAGGAGCAGGUGCUGGAGGAUCACCGAGCAGUGUUUCAGGAGUCAAUUAGGUGGCUGGAGGAUGAGAAGGUUCUGCUGGAGAUGACUGAGGAGGUGGAUUAUGAUGUAGACUCGUACUCCUCGCAGCUGGAGCAGAUACUCGACCAGAAGAUUGAUGUCCUGAUUGAGCUCAGAGAUAAAGUGAGGUCGUUCCGCUCAGCCCUGCAAGAAGAAGAACAAGCCAGUAAGCAGAUCAAUCCCAAGAGGCCUCGGGCUCUGUAGACUGGGACUAAGGUUGCAGGCACAAGCAUGACGGCUAGACACUUGGCAAAGUUACAGCAGUUUCAGCACAUACCAAAUAUCCGUAAUGUGUGUCCGUGCUAGAUGACCUGCUAGUGUCCAGCAGAGUUACUCAGAAUUUGAAUGUCUUUCUUUGGCUCACAUGUGAAAUAUUCAAAACAUUAGAUCAUUGCAUUGAUGUACUGCACUGCUUUAAGUGGACUGCUGAUCUUCAAGCAAUGUCUGGCAGAAGCUGCAAUCGUGCCCAUCUACUAAUGAAACAUCUCACACAAAAUUACACUGAAUAACGUUUUGAAGAUCAGCAUGUGCCUUAAGACAGCUGUACAAGCACAGCCAUUCACGUAAGCAAGUGGAAUUUGUAUUUUUGUUAGAAGAACUGAAGGAAUGAAACUGCAGUAGACUUGGGAAAUAGAUUUCUUUUCUUUGUAUUUGAUUUGUAUUUAUUUACCUCUUUUUUUUUUUUCUUUUUUUUUUAAUUUAGGUAAAUGGCUGUGAACUACAUGGUCCAUUUUUUUAGGGUCUUUACCACCUUCUUUAUUUGAAGCUGUUUUAAACUGAAUGCAUGUGCUUUUAGUAACCUGUUUCCCAUUGGCCGUUACCAGCAUGGCAGACCAGGCCCAUCUGCACUUUAUAUAACCCUGUUUCUCUAGGGGUCUAAUAUUGGACCUCUCUUAAGUUGUAUUAAUCUAGUAUCUCCAUUCGGGGGGGUUAGUUAUGUCCUUUAGUGUUUGUUUCAGUCACACUGUUCAACUUAAAUUGUCUAAAUUAAUGAUCUCAAGGAGGUUGCUGCUGCUCUGAGGUGUGAGUAGAGCUGUAUUUGGUCAGUAAUAAUGAAUUGUGUUGUUUCUUGGUUUUACUAGGACAUUGUCCUCUUAUACACUUUUUACUCUGUGCUGUGGCUCUUUCUGACCAGCUGCAGAAUGCUCCAUUGUGCAUUAACACUAUCUUGGCUGGUGUCUAGAAAACAUGUUGCUUAAAACACUCCACCAUUUUAUCUACUUUAAGAAAAAAAGAUGCUAUUAACAGACAUAUGGAACAGAUCCUGUCAUUACAGCUGAUCUUUUCACUGUUAGCACCAAACUCUGGUGGCUAAAUAUAGAUCAAUUUGACAAGACCGUUAUGAUGUUUGUAGAGUUUGCAGUUUAACAGCUGGUGCUUUUCUUGUAGAGCCUCAGGAGAGUGGGACAGUGCGGGGACAGACAGACAGACAGACAGAUCGAUCACCCAACCUCACUUGAGCCAUGCGCUAGGGAGAAGAUUUUAGAACCAGGUAGUCAGUGAGACAAAAAACAGAUAUAUAGUUAUACUAUUAAUAAAGUGACACUUGUGUGUGUUGUAUUUUGAGAUAAGCAGGAGUACUCUGAUCUGAUAAGUCUGCUUCACUGAAAGCAAGAUUGUUAUAUUUGGUAUGAAAUUUAAAAAAAAAAAAAUAACAAACACAAAUCUUAUUCUUUGAUGCAUCUUACAUAAGCAAAGAUGACAUUAGCCAGUAUUUUAAACUGUACCUAUGGUACACAUCACACAUUGGUACCAGUACUUAUUAGUACAGGUAUUGAGAAUUUGAUGGUACUGACACAGCACUAUGAAAGUCCUUGAUUUUCCUGGGAUGUUCCUAUAAAGCAUUAUAUCUGACAGACGUGUAUAUGUAGGGUUUGUUUUUAGAAGGUUGCUUUUUUCAUUUAAAUCAGUCAUAAACCACAGGAAGGAACCAACACAUUGGUCCUGUUGCAGCCUGCUAAAAGAAAAUGCAUGCCAUUACUCCAAGAGGUGCAAAGAUUCCAUGUGCCAGCUUUCCUCUUUUAUGGAGAUAACAGAAGAGAAGUGUAAUAACCUCACUGUCUCCUUUAGAUCAAAAAUCAAAUAUGUUUGUGGAUAGAGCUUCAGCUUUUCUUCUACUCCUCUGCUGGUUAUUGAUAUAACCUGAGAAUUUACAACCUCUUCUCUCUUAGCGUUUCAUGUUUACAUUUCAAUUCUUUUAAAAUUAGGGAUGGGAAACUUUAGGCGCCGAUGUAAUUUCAAUGCAGGGUGCAACAAUGCGAUUACAGAACUCUCAUCCUCAAGGUAUCUUGAUGAAUCUCGGUUCUGUACAUGGUGGAUUUUUUGCUGCUUUGUGACCAUUUUGUACUUUUAAAGCAUAAACUGAAAUAAGUACAAUGACUCCUGCAUGUGCAACACUGAGCAAAAGCCUGGAUUUUCCACAACAGCAAAUCUUUUGUGAUGAACUUUUGCAGUUGACCUGCUAAACUGCUUUGCCCUUUACAAGUUAUGUAAUUGUGUUGUGACUUACUCGAGGCUUCUGUGUUGAACAGGAAGAGCAGACUGUUUUCCCUUCAACACUGGAUGAACAUGUGCGAUGGAAUUUUAAAACUUUAAAACUGAAUUCCCAGUUUACUCUGUGUUUAUUUUUUGAGAUCUUUUGAGCCUGAAGUUCUCAAACUGGCUUAAAACACAAUUUCGGUGAAAAAAUAUGGUUUGUUAUUGUACAUUUUAGGAUAAUAUUGUAGCACCUUGAGGCUAACCUCUAAAUGAAAGGCGCCCUAUAAAUAAAAUGCGUUAUCAUCAUCAGUAUACAGUCCAGCCAUCCUGUGUUUGAGGUUCAUGAAAAGUGGAUCCCAGCUGAGUUGAACGCAUGAAGUAGCCUGAGGGUGAGAAAGAAACAAGAAGCAAUGGUAAUCAAAAGAACAGAAUUAUUUUAGCUAUAUCAGGAAUAACUACACAAGUGAAAAAUGUAUUUGCAAAGUAUAUUCACUUACACCAUGAAGUCAUCUAUGUCCAUUGAUCGUGCCCGUUUUUCACUAAACUGAGCUUCCUGUAGAACGCUCUCAAGUUUCUGGGUAAUGCUGAAGUCCUGUGGUACUUCCUAUUAACAUGGGAUUAGAAUGGCCCAGAAUCAAAUGUCUGACACCAAAUGUGCCAAAUAUAUUAACAGCACCACGGAGAACAUACAAACAAUUUUAGAUAAUCUACCAUACAGAAUAUUCUGAUGAAUAGUGGGUGUAACUGUUUACUUACUAUGUUGUGCAUGGAGCAAUGAAUUCUGUAGUUCUUCUCCAAAAGCUGCUCAACAGCAGCAGACCUGGGGGAAAAAAACAAUACAAGAGAUGAAAAUGUUUGUUUUUAGGUACAACUGACAAAUGUCAAGUCAUUAAACUGAAAUAAAUACUUACUUGAAGGCUGCACUCAGAGUUUUGUUCUUUCUUACAAAGGCAAUUCUGACAAGACCAUCCCAUUCCUAAAGAUAAAUCAUACAUUUUAGUAAAUAAUAUAUAUAAAAUACAUAUAAUCUAAAGUGCAUAUUCAGUGUUAAAUAACAAACUGCACUUGACUCAAUAAACAGAGUGUUGUACAACACCCCAGGUGCAACUGAAAUAGAAAUGAUUGCAUGAGGUUGUACUGAACGUUCAGAGAUGAAAAAGUUUACAUCUAUCCUUUGUUUAAAUGUGGAUGUUUUGCUUGUAUUGGGAGUGGUUGCCUUUUUGGCUACUUUCUACAGCAACAAUUAGAGCAAAGGAACCUGUUAAAUAUUUCUGUUUACGUGGAAUAAUAUUCUGUAGUUCUAUAAUGUGAGAAACUGGAAAAUUUGCUACAUUAUUCAUUAUAAUAAAACACAUCAGGCCUGCCUUU